This is a messenger RNA of Pteropus alecto (black flying fox), 4763 nucleotides long. It is a transcript of the gene SENP7, whose product is annotated as SUMO specific peptidase 7. Gene Ontology annotation, cellular component: cytoplasm; nucleus. The transcript has 25 exons. The record is from RefSeq and is a predicted model, not a curated record. NCBI's taxonomy places the organism in Eukaryota, Metazoa, Chordata, Mammalia, Chiroptera, Pteropodidae. Gene Ontology annotation, biological process: protein desumoylation. The coding region runs from base 245 to 3388 and encodes 1047 amino acids. Gene Ontology annotation, molecular function: SUMO-specific endopeptidase activity.
GCCGAGGGGUCUUGAGGUGACAGCGACUGCAACUGUGACUCCAGCUGGAGGAGGAGGAGAAGAUGGACAGGGGGAAGGCCGGGCGACGCCGAUCUUCAUCCGGAUUUUUCAGAGCCUUUGCUAUGCUCUUGUACACUGUGCCUCUCCAAAAGAAUUGACUGAGCAUGCAGUGUUUUUCAAGCUUGCUUCAUUUUGAAACUUCCCUUCCUCGCCUAAUUUCAUCUUGAGAAUCUAGUAUCCCCUGAUGAUACACCUUUCAUUUGCCUGUAGGCCCAUGGGAUCUCUGCAUAUUUUGCAUCAAAUUGUCACGGAAGGAAAAAGAAAAAAGUCAUCUUCUGAGUUACAUAAGAUAACAAAGAUGUUAAAUGCAAAACCAGAUGAUGUUUGUGUAAAAUCAUCACUGUCCAAACUCAGAAGCUCAGAACGGUGGGAUCUCUCUUUGCAGGGGUGGGAAAGAAACCUAAGAAACAAGGUCCUCUCUCUAGACCAUAAAAGUAAAAAAGGUGUUCGUGGGUGUCCUGUCACUUCCAAGACAUCACCAGAAAGGCAACUCAGAGUUAUGUUGACGAAUGUCCUAUGGACGGAUUUAGGACGAAAAUUCAGAAAGACCCUACCUAGAAACGAUGCUAAUUUAUGUGAUGCCAGCAAGGUGCAAUCAGACUCAUUGCCUUCGACAUCUGUUGACAGCCUAGAGACAUGUCAAAAAUUAGAACCUCUUCACCAAAGCCUUAAUUUAUCUAAAAGGAUACCCAGAGUUAUAUUGACGAAUGUCUUGGGAACGGAGUUAGGAAGAAAAUACGUAAAGACUUCUCCUGUAACUGAGGCAAGUUUGAGUGAUACAGACAACUUGCAAUCAGAGCAGCUUUCUUCAUCAUCUGAUGGCAGCCUAGAAUCUUGUCAAACUCUAAAUCCUCACAAGAGCUCCCUUUUAUCUGAAAGGGUUUCACAACUAAGUAAGAGAGUCUAUAAUAAAUAUGCAAAGCAGGCUGCACAUACCAAAGAAAAGAGAAGAGAUGAUGAUAGCAUUUCUUUUAUAAUGUCUGAUACUCAACCUAAAGACCUCGAUAGUGGAAGUAGACAUGAUCAUCUUGAAGAGCGUAGCAGAAACAAGGAUGAUACAUAUUCUGAUUCAAAAGUGGAGCCCACUCUGAUUUCCAGGAAGAGAAAGAAAAGACUUAGAAGUAAUUUAUCUGAUUCUCAUAAUUCUACUUCUUUAUUUCAGUCAGCAGAACAGACAAAAGAACAAGAAAAUAACUCAACGGUAUCCACUGAGUCUGAAAAGUCAAGUGAAAAUCAUUAUCAAGACCCAAAACUGAUAGAUGAAAUUACACCUGAACCUAUAGAAAGUGAUUUUACUAUCCUAUCCUCACUUAAUAGUCAGGAGUUGAUUUUGAGUGCAGCUCCCAAACGCACCUCUGACUGUUCAAUCACUGAAACUUUUGAGAGCUCCGUUUCCACUGAUACCCUGGAGAGUUCUACCCUGAUUGAGAAGGAUGAGAAUGAAUUGAACAUAAAAGAAAAACCAGUUUUAAGUGAACACAGUGAAGGGAACCAGUCAUUGAUCUCAGCUGAACCAAUUGUUGUUUCCAGUGAUGAAGAAGGACCCAUUGAACAUAAAAGUUCAGAGAUUCUUAAAUUACAGUCUAAGCAAGACCAUGCCAUCACUAAUGAAAAUGAGAGUACUUCUAAAUCACCAUUGUCAGGACUACCACUGAUUACAUGUGAUUCGGUACAGGCUUCAUCUGAAUUAUGUCCAUAUAACCCUGUCAUGGAAAAUAUUUCCUGUAUUAUACCGAGUAAUGAGAUGGCUCUACAAAUGGAUUUUAUAUUUACUUCUGUUUAUAUUGGUAAAAUAAAAGGAGCUUCGAAAGGUUGUGUUACAUUCACACCAAAGUAUGUUAAGAUCCCAUUUCAAGUGUCCCUGAAUGAAGUUUCAUUGCUAGUGGAUACCAAACAUUUAAAGAGGUUUGGGUUAUGGAAAAGUAAGGAUGAUGAUCACAGUAAAAGGAGUCAUGCUAUCCUUUUCCUCUGGGUCUCUUCACAUUAUCUUGAGGAGAUUCAGACUCAAUUAGAAAACUCUAUAUUAAGCCAGCAAUCAAAAUCCAGUGAAUUCAUUUUCCUUGAGCUACACAAUCCUAUUACACAAAGAGAAGAAUUGAAAUUGAAAGAUAUUAUGACAGAGAUAAGUACCACCAAUGGAGAACUAGAGCUUUCUUAUCCAUUGUCUUGGGUUCAGGCACUUCCUUUAUUUCAGAACCUCUCUUCAAAAGAAAGCUCUUUUAUUCAUCAUUAUUAUCCUUCAGCUUGCUCUUUUCCUGUGGUUGCUGCUGAAGAAAUGAAGAUGAAAUCAACAUCUCAGCCCUCAAAUAUAGAUACAGCCAAGCCUAAUUACACCUUCCUGCAGAAGCAAACUAGUGGUUGCUACUCACUUUCUAUUACAACUAAUCCAGAUGAAGAAUGGCGAGAAGUCAGGCACACUGGACCUGUUCAGAAGUUGAUCGUAUAUCCUCCUCCACCUACUAAAGGGGGAUUAGGAGUAACUAAUGAAGAUCUGGAGUGCUUAGAAGAAGGAGAGUUUCUUAAUGAUGUAAUUAUUGAUUUCUACCUUAAGUAUCUUAUAUUGGAGAAGGCAUCAGAUGAACUUGUUGAACGAAGUCACAUUUUCAGUAGCUUUUUCUAUAAAUGCUUGACAAGAAAGGAAAAUAAUUUAACAGAAGAUAAUCCAAAUCUCUCUAUGGCACAACGAAGACAUAAAAGAGUAAGAACAUGGACUCGUCACAUAAACAUCUUUAAUAAAGAUUAUAUCUUUGUGCCUGUAAAUGAGUCAUCUCACUGGUAUCUUGCAGUCAUUUGUUUUCCAUGGUUAGAAGAAGCUGUGUAUGAGGAUUUCCCACAAACCAUAUCCCAGCAAUCCCAACACAACAAAACUAUAGAUAAUGAUCUACAUACUACUUCAACACUAUCCUUGGAUACAGUGGAUUCUCAAAGUACCGAGAUGAAUAUGUCAGUACCAAAGAAAAUGUGUAAAAGGCCAUGCAUUCUUGUACUAGACUCCUUGAAAGCUGCUUCUAUACAAAACACAGUUCAGAAUUUACGAGAGUAUUUAGAGGUAGAGUGGGAAGUUAAACGGAAAACUCAUCGUGAAUUCAGCAAAACAAACAUGGUGGACUUAUGCCCUAAAGUUCCUAAACAAGAUAAUAGCAGUGAUUGUGGAGUAUAUUUAUUGCAAUAUGUGGAAAGCUUCCUUAAGGAUCCUAUUGUUAACUUUGAACUCCCGAUUCAUUUGGAGAAAUGGUUCCCUCGUCAUGUAAUAAAGACCAAACGAGAAGAUAUUCGAGAGCUUAUUUUGAAACUCCAUUUACAGCAACAGAAGGGCAGCAGUAGCUAGUUAAUCUGUACAAACAUGACACAGAUGUUCUAUACGAUUACUGGAAAGCUGCUUACCAGCAUUUGUGUUAGCCAGCUCACAGAGAAGAAAAUAACUUACUGUAGUUUUAUAAGUCAUUGAGCAUUAUUUAAAAUAUAUAAGGUAUAUUAUUAGAAUAGAUGGAGCAGAAAUGGGAUAUACAUAAACUUAGAAAUUAAAAUUUCAUAAAUAUUUGGUAUUUUUGAUUAAAUAUGCUUGGAUUAUGCAAUAGCAUAUGUAAUGUGGGAAUGUUUUUUGUAGAUAAUAAAACUUUGUGAUCUUUACUUCCACAUAACUGGGAGUUGAGGGGGAGUUAGGUCCUCCCUGGUGCCAGCCCAGUGCUUGUCAAAUUUGUUGACAAGUCACAUUAUAUUGUAAUUCUUUACUUUGCAGCUCAAGCAUGCAGUAUAAAUACUGUGUAUUUUUUUAAAAAAGAAUUUAGUAUCAAGACUUCAGAAAAUGCCAUUUACGGCAUCCCUUCUGUAUAGUGUAGAGAAGACAUGUUAGGAAGAUGAUAAAAAUUCAGUCUUUCAAAGCGCAGCUUAUUUUUCUCAAUUGCUAAAUGGAACCAUUGCUCUGCUGUAAUUUUUUUCCCAUUUUUUUUUGAUGUCAUAUGUGGGGUUCUGAGAAUUUAGUUCAUUCAGGGUAAAAUUUGGAAUAAAAAAUUUAAUUAUCCAAAAUAGGUUUUAAAAAUUAUAUAUGUAACUCAACUUAGUUUAUUUGAAGUAUAGCUAUAUAUUGAAUCCUACAUUAUCCCAGAAUAUAUGUACACAAUUUAUGUAAGUAUAGAAGAUAACAUUGGUAUCCUCAUAACUUUAAUUAAAAAAUACCCUCAAAGUCUUAUUUAUUGUUAGAACUAGGCAUAUAAUUUUAUAGCUUUGUUACCCAGUAUUCAUCUGUAAAGCCACAUUGCUCUCAUUGCUUUUAUAUUUUUAAAUUGUAGUUUUCAGAGACCUAUAAUCCCCAUGGAGCUUAAUUUUUUAAAUGUUUGGAUAACGGUUCUGAAUUUAUGUUAUGAUGGUGGUGUUAUAUACUUUACAACCUUCUAAUGUUAUUAGGAAUAUUUUGAGGGGACAACUAUAAUGUAUUUUCUCAAAUAAGAAAAAUGUUUUUUAAGACUAUUUUAAUCUUUUGUUUUAAGCAUCUCUUAGAUUUGCAUUGUAACUGUAUAUAAAACAGUGAGGCAAAGGCAAUUUAAGAUAAAGCUAAAUAUAGGAACAUUUUAUUUCAAAAUCAUGUGAAUUGAGGUUGUCAGUUAAGCCUCAAUAUUCUUAAGCUUUUGUUACUCCUGUCACCAUCUUUAUGUUGUUAAAGAGACUUGUCUUUUGGAGAUUUCCUAUAAAGAUGCUUAUAAUUA